Corticium candelabrum is the source of this 1496-nucleotide messenger RNA. RefSeq names its product collagen alpha-1(I) chain-like. Gene Ontology annotation, biological process: immune response. The coding region runs from base 162 to 1232 and encodes 356 amino acids. The transcript has 12 exons. Gene Ontology annotation, cellular component: membrane; extracellular matrix. Gene Ontology annotation, molecular function: tumor necrosis factor receptor binding. Lineage: Eukaryota; Metazoa; Porifera; Homoscleromorpha; Homosclerophorida; Plakinidae. The record is from RefSeq and is a predicted model, not a curated record.
UGGGACUAAAGAUUUGCUGAUAGACUGUAAAAGGUGAACGUGGUCAUGAUGGAUUUCCUGGUGUAAAAUGUCAUCGAGGUUGGACAGGGCCACCUGGAAGGAAAGGAGAUAAGGGUUCACGUGGUUAUACAGGUCCAAAAGGUGCCACUGGCCCUAGAGGAAUGCCUGGUGUCACAAAAGAGGGUCCACAAGGUCCGACAGGUCCACGUGGAGAAAAUGGAAUGAAAGGAAAGAAGGGUGACUACGGUCAUACAGGUCGAAACGGUGCUAGUGGACCUCAAGGAGCUCCAGGUGUAGAAGGCCCUCGAGGUUGGCCGGGAGAAGUUGGAAAAAAAGGUAUAAUCGGCAAUCCCGGAAUUGCAGGACCAUUAGGGCCCCCUGGCCCGCCAGGUAACAACGGAAGCAAAGGAGAACAGGGGCAAGUAGGAACAUCUGGUCCGUCAGGUCACAACGGAACCAAAGGAAUGAAGGGCGACCGUGGUCUUACAGGCUCUAAAGGAGCUCCUGGUAAAGCAGGCUCUCAAGGUGUGCAAGGAAAUAUUGGAAAACAAGGUCCACCUGGCGUGGCAGGAUUGGCAGGACCGGUAGGACCGCCAGGUCACAAUGGAACAAAAGGAAUACAGGGUUUACCUGGGUUAGGGAUAAAAGGACAAAGAGGAAAAAGUGGAAAAACGGGAGGUAAAGGAAGUCCAGGUGAAAAAGGUCAACAAGGAGUGCCCGGAAAUACUGUUGUCAUGGAAGAACUUAAAGCAUAUCUUAAAACAUACGUAGUUGAGACAAUUGACGAACGUUUGAAGGAACUAAGGCAAGUGUCAAGCGAACAUCCUGCGGCUCAUUUGUAUGGAAGUAGCUACCAAGGUAAUCGACUUACCUGGACCACACAAGGAUUGGCUGGAUUUCUAGAUGGCGGAAUGAAAUACAAUAAAGGAUAUUUGAUCGUUCCUAAAAAGGGAUUGUAUUACAUCUAUGCUCAGAUCAAGUGCGAUCCUAAGAAAGAAAACGACAAUUGGUGCGGAUUCUCAUUCAAAAUAAAUAGGUCUCAGAUCUCUGAGCAGUUCAUCUCUCAACAUUCACAAGACGUCCUCCACUACUACAUGCCUGAAGCUGGUCUGCUAAGAAAGCUAGAAAAAGGAGAUCGCAUUUCAGUGAAUAAAGGUAAUCCUAACCAGGUCUUUGUCCAGGGUAUGGAGACGUAUUUUGGUUGCUACGCCAUUUCAACAGUCGAGUCUUAAACCACUUGAAACCGUCUCAGUCGAGUUUUAAACCACUUGAACUGUCACGUAAUUUUGAGCUUUGCACAAGCUUCGCACAUCUCUAGAAGGUUAGCAGCACAAGUCACCAUCACGUGUUUCGUCUUCUAAUGUUUGCGUCACUGGGUUGUAACCGUUUAGACCACAAUGCUCUAUGUUAUGUUACAGUGACUAUAUUGUAGCGUGUCUUUAUAAGGAAACUGCACUAGUCUAUAUGCUCGUUUAAAGACGGUCGCCAUAAAAAUU